AAAAAAAGAACAGACGUAAGGCGACGUUGGUGGCCGCGGUAGUGUGUGGCAGCCUCGCGUAAGCAGGACAGGUGUCUAGCUAAAUCUUGUGUUUGUCGUAGCCGCGUUGAAACCACCCUGUUUCCGCGACACAGAGAAAGUACGCGAGAGAGCUAUGCGGAGUGAAUAUUGCUGAGAUACCUGCGAUUUGCCUGUGCUGUUGAUGGAUGCGCGCGGAGACCGUAUGCAGCCAUCGGUCCGCUGUGUUCAGGACCGACCAACAUGUCUUGGAAAGCUGUCGUCGAUAACAACGACGAGGACUCGCAGAAUGACGUUGCUUUUUCCGACUCCGAAGCUGCCGGGUCGUCUCAGUACAAUCAAGGUGAUGACAUCGAGGCCCCUUGCGGUGCUGCAGCGGUGAGGAGCCUAGACGGCGCCAACUCGGGCCUGUUGCCGCUGGAGUCGCCGUAUCGACUGCCGAGCUCAAGUUUCUAUGCUCGAAGAGUGACGCCUCCGAACGUCGCACUGACCGACGCGCAAGAGCCUCGAAACAGUUGCAUGGAACAGGACGGCGAGGACACAGCGAGCAGCCCUCGUUCGAGCGUCACCGAUUCGGAAGGUCUCUCGUCGCUCAGCGAGGGCUCGAUGGAGGAUUUGUCCGAGUCGGAGUCCAUCACCGAUGUGACACCGCUUCACUCGCCUUACAUGUGUGACAGCCCCGUGCCUGCAGUGAAGUUGCCCGUUAGCAAACUGACCAUGCAGGCAGCAGCUGCUGCCAGCGACAGCAGCAGUGGCAGCGAGUCCGACCGGAGUUCCUUCAGUGGCGCCAGGCGCAAAAGCGCCGUGGCUGCGGGAAAGGUCCGCCUGGGAACCAAGCACCAUCAGCGGGAACCCGUCGACCUGCAGCUUCUCGUGGAUGCCAUCAGGCGCCUCGAGGCGCAUCAGUGCGAACAGAGCCGGGCACGCAAAGAAGCUCCGGUAAAGGGGCGCAAGAAUAUGUCGUUCUCGAACGAAGAAGUCCAGCGCAUCGACCGCGAAAACCAGCGACUCUUGAAGCGCAUCCUGGCUCAACAGAACCGACCGAGGCCGAAAUUUGACUCAAGGACGCCGUCCCGUCUGGCGCCAUCGGCAAUCAACAGGCAGCGGCAGCAGCGGCAGAUUGAAGUGGAAAACCUCGCACUUCUCAAGAAAAUCGAGUCUGCUAAGCCAUCCCGUGAAGUGGCACCCUCACCAGACCACCUACAGAGAGCACGAUCGCAUUCACUCUCUCUGACACGUCAUACUCUGCAGACUCCUCCCGUGAUGGUGGCGGCAGCGGCACCACCACCUUUGGCAGGGGUCAAGCAUUUCCCACCGCGUCAGAAACAUCACUCCCACUGAGAGGGCCUUUGUGUAGUGAAAAAUGCAUCCCACCAAAGUUCCUGUUAUGGCAUUGCUGUGGACCUAUGUACGGCUAUUCCCCAAACGUGCAUUUGUGAUGUUCUCUACUGUUGGUGGCUAGUGCUGUGAAACGGGGCCUGUUCCAAGACGGCGCCGAUUGGUCGAAUUCGGUGGUGCAACCUGGCCGAGCUUACAUUCUCCUGGCAAACAAGCAGUCUUUUAAUGGCACUCUCAGAUUUUUUUUCCCCUCCAGUACCUUAAAGAAGCACUUGAAGGCCUGGCCAUUUAUUCACUAUGCCAAACUAUUUGGAUCGUCUUGAUUGUGUUAGUACAGAUUUCCCACUAGUCAUCUAAUUAUAGUAAAUGAGGUACUGCAUCAUCUACAAGAAAUGCGCGUUUCUUCCCAGUUAUCUAUCGAUUGUCCAUUGUAGAUCGCUGUUGGUGUUUAUACCUCUGUUUCAUUCAGAUCCAAAAUUGCAGGUAUUCAGCGUUCACUGAAACAGUCCAACUGCUUUGGCUGCUGUGGUCAACGGCAACAGUAUCAUGGUGAAGCGGUUUGAAGUCUGUUCAGCGCUUUAUAUUCCACGUUUGUAUCUCGUCAGAGCAAUGAUGCAGGUAGUGGAGCUUGUGAAUGCUGCACUGUGAUCAAGCUUACAAUUUGGGCUUGCUCAAAAGUGUUGCCUGAAAUGUGCAUUGUACACCAUGUUUUAGUGUUGUAAUGGAGUGUGAUCACAUUCAUUCCUUUUUUUUUUUUGUGCAAGUGAAAUUAGCCUGUGCAUCUACUGUGCAACAUGGCUAGCACACAGCUAAAACCUUACACCAUUGAAGUUGCUCAUGUACAGUACUCUCUGAUUGGAACAGGACAAUUUAGGGCUAAGUAACAGGCCUUACUUUCUUUUCCUCCAUCUUCAGCCCGGUUAUAUCAGCAUAGUUUCGACUCAAGCAUGUAGAUUAGAGCCAACAUUAGUUUGAGAGACCAGACGUCGCCACAUGGUGGGGCAAAUCGUGCAUACCAGAUGUUGUACCAAGAAAUUGAGUCUUGUUUGAAUCCUUAUGUACUGUUCAUGGAUUUGGUUUACUUACACGGUGUACCUACGCGUGGCUUUUUUGCACAGCUCAAAUAAGUUCCAGUGGCACAACUGUCCAUGCUGAACGAGCUCUUAUGCUAAAGUGCUAAUGACGUGCUUUGGGGCAAUGUUGGCUAUAGGAAGACAAGUUACUCUAUCGUGCUGACAUUUCAUUUUGUAUUUACAUCAGAGGUGGCUUAAUCGGACCUCACAGAUGUGGCCACAUGCAGUGUGGCUGUGGGUAUGGAACAGAUAUCUUUGGCACUGUGCGAAUAAGUCUUGUGUAAAAGGUGUAUACAAUGUGUUGAGAAUGCUGUUGCAUAGGCCAUAGCAACUUGCAAUGUGCAUAAAUUUUUAUCUGCCCAUCAUAAGCACUUGUAAAUAAUGCUGUCCAAACCCUUGGCUACGCUUGUGCUUGAGGCAGCCUCUUGUGAAGUGUACUUAGGAAUUUUUUUUACUUUCUAGUAGCAUGCAUACUAGAGCUUGGUGUGUGAAGCCAACAUUAUUUUUGUUCAUAGACUUGCCUUAUGCUUGCAUAAAGUAGCACCCAGGGUUCGCACUUUUGCACUGCUUGUGUGACUGCUAUGCAAAAAUUGGCGAGUAAAUUACUUUGACAUCAAAUAAGGUAAUGCAACUAUCACAGCCAUGAAGCGCCAUGUCAACGCCAAAACUGAACAGAGUAUUGUGGAAAGCCAACUCUCAGGGACACAAGUCCACGUGUACAGCUCCAACAAAUCACAAACAUUGUAUUGCACAGCUCUUCCUUCAAGGUACAUAGAAAAUUCAGCAAGAAUCUUGACACGGUUUUUAAUUGUAAUGGUGAUUCUGCACUCGUUCUUGAAAUGUUAUGGUAACUGCACUUUUUCUGGCCAAAAAGCACAGGCUAAGAAUGUGAUCUCAGAGGAAAAAAAUGCACGCAUUCUCUUUACUAUCAUGCCCUUUGACCAAGAUGCCAACAAAAAGGUAGAAUGCAUUUUUCUGUGAGCUUCACAAAGGUAGGGAAACAUUGUGUCAGUUUUAAGACAGAAAAACUAUUUUUUGAGAGCUCACAAUCACUGCUAAUGCCAUUGUGGGUUCAUUAUUAAAGGAGGACGUCGUCAAAAUUUUGUGUUGGAUUUGCACACCUUUUUUUUUGGUGCACUUUGGGCGUUGAAAUCCAUUGCAUCAUAGCAUAGCCACCAUUUUAAUUUAAAUCUUCUAAAAUUUGCCAUCUUAAAACCAUGCGUCUCUUGGAACACAAUGAACAUCUUCAGUAACAAACAAUAGCGUGUGCCCAAGCAGAUGCUGUCCAAGUCUACAAUGUCUAGGUUCUCACUUACCAAGCGUCUUCUCACAGUAAGAGUUGUGUGGUCAUUCUAAAGGGUGUCGUCCCCAAAUGGGAGGCAACUAAUGGCAGGACUAGUGUACCUUGGCCUGAUAUGCCUGUUCAGGGGUGGCACAGUACUGUUCUGGUGCAAAGGAAUCACUGAGCAAACAUUCGGUAAGCAUUUCUCUCUCACUUUUUUUUAAAACCAUGGACAUGUGCAUGCUCUCUUUACACAAAUCUAGUGGUCCGUCGGUGGUCUGUGCUGUUCAAAUUGUACUCAUGAGUAUUUAUAAAAAGUAGCAGAACAUGAAUAGAGAAUUACCGAUUUGAAAGAGAUUAGUACAAGUGAUGACUGCUCUGAAAAAAAAA
Messenger RNA from Rhipicephalus microplus (southern cattle tick), 4101 nucleotides. RefSeq lists its product as uncharacterized. The record is from RefSeq and is a predicted model, not a curated record. Lineage: Eukaryota; Metazoa; Arthropoda; Arachnida; Ixodida; Ixodidae. Gene Ontology annotation, biological process: spermatogenesis.